AUGGGUCCAUGUUGCGUGCGGCACGAGGGACGUGUAGGUCUGCUGUUGCACUGCGGGACGAGCCGGAGCCCUCUGACGUCAAGCAGGAGUCCUGAGGACGCGGAGGGGGGGGCAGGUAGAGGGCGCGGACGUCGCUCGACGUACAUGUCGGCCAUGGUGGACGGCAACCGACGCGCCAACGACAAGAAGAACAAGGGCGACAGCGCGGCGCCGGCCAGCGCGCUGCGCAAGCAGAGCUACUCGCUCUUCUUGAAGCAGCGCGCCGUGCUCUUCUCCGCCAAGAAGUGGAAAUAG
This is a messenger RNA of Parnassius apollo (apollo), 294 nucleotides long. Lineage: Eukaryota; Metazoa; Arthropoda; Insecta; Lepidoptera; Papilionidae. The record is from the annotation of a GenBank genome assembly.